GAGGGAGGAAAACUUCCUGGCUGGGACUCCGGCGGUUUCUGCCUGCCAACACUCGGAUCCCGCCUACCAGUGUUGGCUCUUCCCGACCCCUCCCCCGGCGCCCCCAGUGUCCGCCAUGGCCAAAGCCUACGACCACCUCUUCAAGUUGCUGCUCAUCGGGGACUCGGGGGUGGGCAAGACUUGUCUGAUCAUUCGCUUUGCAGAGGACAACUUCAACAGCACUUACAUCUCCACCAUCGGAAUUGAUUUCAAGAUCCGAACCGUGGACAUAGAGGGGAAGAGGAUCAAACUGCAAGUCUGGGACACGGCUGGCCAAGAGCGAUUCAAGACGAUAACUACUGCCUAUUACCGUGGAGCCAUGGGCAUUAUCCUCGUAUAUGACAUCACAGAUGAGAAAUCCUUCGAGAAUAUUCAGAACUGGAUGAAAAGCAUCAAAGAGAAUGCCUCUGCGGGAGUGGAGCGCCUCUUGCUGGGAAACAAGUGUGACAUGGAGGCCAAGCGGCAGGUGCAGAGAGAGCAGGCGGAGAAGUUGGCUCGAGAGCACAGAAUCCGAUUUUUUGAGACGAGUGCCAAAUCCAGUGUGAAUGUGGAUGAGGCUUUCAGUUCCCUGGCCCGAGACAUCUUGCUCAAGACAGGAGGCCGGAGAUCGGGAACCAACAGCAAGCCCUCAAGCCCUGACCUGAAAACAUCUGACAAGAAGAACAACAAGUGCUUGUUAGUCUGAGAGCAUUUCUUGCCUCCUAUUCACCCUGAACCUGGAGGCUAGACCUGAGGCAGUCGGACUGAGGGGUUACAGAUGGGAGAACUGUGGUGGACCCUCAAGAGGGAGAUGAGGGGAAUAAGGAGACCGUUGAGGACAGGACAGAAGAAAGGGGCAGAGAAAGGAGUGGGCGGAACCAAGGAUGUGAAAGGUGAACAGAAGGGAUUUGAGAAGAGGAAAGGAAGAAGAAAUGAAUGGCUCAGGUCUUGGACAGUUCAACAUUAAUGUCAAUAUGCUGCUCUCCAUUCCAGGUUCAGGGUUAGGGUCCUGAAAAGCUGGCUUGGCACCAUUCCGAGGGUCCCUCAGUCUACAAGGUCUUUGUUAGUAUUAAAGGCCACUGUUUUGCAUGAA
Mus pahari (shrew mouse) is the source of this 1111-nucleotide messenger RNA. It is a transcript of the gene Rab13, whose product is annotated as RAB13, member RAS oncogene family. Bases 116 to 724 code for a protein of 202 amino acids. Gene Ontology annotation, molecular function: GTP binding; GTPase activity. Gene Ontology annotation, biological process: protein secretion; Golgi vesicle fusion to target membrane; regulation of exocytosis. Lineage: Eukaryota; Metazoa; Chordata; Mammalia; Rodentia; Muridae. Gene Ontology annotation, cellular component: plasma membrane; endosome; trans-Golgi network transport vesicle. The record is from RefSeq and is a predicted model, not a curated record. The transcript is spliced from 8 exons.